Aedes aegypti (yellow fever mosquito) is the source of this 2103-nucleotide messenger RNA. RefSeq names its product adenosine monophosphate-protein transferase FICD homolog (gene Fic). Gene Ontology annotation, molecular function: protein binding. The record is from RefSeq and is a predicted model, not a curated record. NCBI's taxonomy places the organism in Eukaryota, Metazoa, Arthropoda, Insecta, Diptera, Culicidae. The coding region runs from base 194 to 1693 and encodes 499 amino acids. The transcript is spliced from 3 exons.
CGAAACAAAACAAUCCACUGCAGUUUCACCACGUCAAAGAACUGUGAAAGGAUUUGGUGCAGAUUUUCCGUUCUAAAAAAUCGCGUGGAUUGGCGUGAAAUUUAUUAAAGAAUCUAGCGACAAUCGUUGAAAUGAGUAGUAGCAAUCAAUAAUUGUUGUAAGUAGAAGCGUGUGCUAGCAAAAUUGUUAAAAUAUGUGUUGUGUUUGUGGAGAACAAUCGCCCGACCUGAAAAAUGGGCUCCAGAAGCAAUCCCGCUCAGCGAGGAGAAGCGCAUCCAAGAAAUGGCGCUACCAAAUGAAUAGCUUUCACUAUUUCGUCAUCUUCGCCAGUGGUUCGUUGUUUUCCGGGCUGAUGUUCGGUUUGCUGAAUUACGCUCCCAAAUAUGUGCUGCUGCCAACGAGAAGUGCGCCACAUCACCUUCCGGAUGGGAAGUUUCUGCAGAUUUCGGAUGAAGCGCGGGUGAUGGAACCGUAUUUCCCGGCGGUUCGAAUGGCCGGAAGAUUGGGGGAUGGUAAUAAUGGCAGUGGCAAGAUCCGGACUGAGCCGCAUGACACCAACGAGCAGGAAGCGCUCAGUUCCUUGAAGGUGGCCAUUGAAAUGAAAACGAUGGGGAAGGAUGACAAAGCGGCCAGAUUGUUCCAACACGCUUUGGCCCUGUCCCCUAAGCAUCCGGAGAUUCUGACCAAGUAUGGGGAGUUCUUGGAGCACAACCAGCAGGACGUCGUCAGGGCGGACCACUAUUACUAUCAAGCACUGACGGUAAAUCCAUCCCACUCGGAAGCGCUGGCAAAUCGACAGAGGACGGCGCAAAUCGUGGAACAUCUGGAUCAGAAACGGUUCGAGCGGUUGGACCAAAAGAGGGACGCCUUGUCUUCGGUUUCGGACACCAAUAUGGCUCUGAAGAGGGCCGAGAAGGAGGCUUACAUUCAGCACAUCUAUCAUUCGGUGGGCAUUGAGGGGAACACGAUGAGUUUGGCCCAAACCCGGUCGAUCCUGGAGACGCGAAUGGCCGUCGAUGGGAAGAGUAUCGAUGAGCAUAACGAAAUUCUAGGCUUGGAUGCGGCUAUGAAGUACAUUAAUGCGACGUUGGUUAACAAAAAUGAUUUUAUAACGUUAAAAGACAUCUUGGAAAUUCAUCGACGCGUUCUGGGUCAUGUGGAUCCCAUCGAGGGAGGCGAGUUUCGUCGUUCGCAAGUUUACGUCGGUGGCCAUGUGCCGCCCGGUCCCGGAGAUUUGUCCAUUCUGAUGAACCAUUUCGAGAGCUGGCUCAACUCGAAGCAGGCUUUUCUGUUCCACCCGGUCAAAUACGCAGCCAUGGCCCAUUACAAACUGGUCCACAUUCAUCCAUUCAGCGAUGGCAACGGAAGAACUUCGCGGCUUCUAAUGAACACCUUGCUGAUGCGUGCCGGCUAUCCUCCGGUCAUCAUUCAGAAACAGCACCGCCACAAAUAUUACGACUAUCUGCAGGUGGCAAACGAAGGGGACAUCCGGCCGUUUGUACGGUUUAUAGCGGACUGCACCGAACGGACGCUGGAUUUGUAUCUCUGGGCAACAAGUGAACUUUCACAUCCGGUCCCGCUGCUGGCGCAGGAAACUAUGCCAGAUGGCGUGCCGCUGAUAAAUAGUUUCGAGAAGGAGUCGACAAUCGAAGGAAGCGGCGCAGGUGAAGCUAUUCGGAUAGGAACCAUUUGAUAUUUGCUUGCCUCCGUGCUAACAAUUGCGAUCGUGAUACUGUUGCUACGCCAAAACGCCCAGCUAAUUGUAAUGCUGAUUGCAAUCUAGAACAAAAUGCGAAUGUUCCUUUUGCCUCGAAACCAAAUGUCAGUCCCUGGAAAGAACGUGGAACGUGGUGAGUAUCUAUAAUGUAGCUAAAUCAAUUUUGUAGAAUGUUAGAAUGAUUUUAAAACCAGUUCAGUCCCGAGCUACAUUUACAAUUUCUAGUUGAGGGCAGUCACAACUACUAGUAUAAUAUGUUACCAAAACCUUUUAAAAUCCAUUAGUUAUGCAUUGUGUCUCCAGUUUUGGAACGGUAACUUAUUAUAUGCUAACGUUUUAUAUGUCUGUAUAAAUUGUAAAUAAAGAGUUAAGUUUUAUUGAAGAUA